Messenger RNA from Oenanthe melanoleuca, 1539 nucleotides. RefSeq names its product prostaglandin reductase 2 (gene PTGR2). Gene Ontology annotation, molecular function: 15-oxoprostaglandin 13-reductase [NAD(P)+] activity. The transcript is spliced from 10 exons. Lineage: Eukaryota; Metazoa; Chordata; Aves; Passeriformes; Muscicapidae. The coding region runs from base 311 to 1435 and encodes 374 amino acids. The record is from RefSeq and is a predicted model, not a curated record. Gene Ontology annotation, biological process: prostaglandin metabolic process.
UGAAGUUUAUAUAUAGGUAGAAUAUGAAUGUAUAUACUUACUGGAACUUUUGCUCUGUGGGUCAGUGAAGUCUGAUAAAAAGCUGAAAGAUACUAGGCUUCUUGGGAAUACAAAAAAGGAGAUAGCUGGAUCAAGAUCCUACUAACUAUUGUCUUUCUGUUUCAUCUGCUACUUCCUUGGAGGAAAGAUUGGAGCCUGCCCUCAAAUCUUAUAGUGUGUCAGAAAAUCCACGUGAAGAAAACACUUCUCAUCAGAGAAUUCAGUGAUGAGACAUGGAACAUCUGGAAAUCUAAAUUUAUUGGUUUAGUUCAUGAAAGUACUUAGCUUUUUAUGGCACGCAUCCUUCUCCACUCAUAACAAAAUCCUGUGUGAAAUUGCUGCAAAAGCAGAGAUGAUUAUACAAAGAGUUGUGCUGAAUUCAAGGCCUGGUAAGAAUGGAGUGCCAAUGGCUGAGAACUUCCGACUGGAGCAAAGUACAAUAGCAGAUACAGUCCAAGCGGGACAAGUGCGUGUUAAAACUCUCUAUCUGUCAGUGGACCCCUACAUGCGCUGCCGAAUGAAUGAGGACACGGGCUCGGAUUACCUGCAGCCCUGGCAGCUCUCUGAAGUUGCUGAUGGUGGGGGCAUUGGGGUUGUGGAGGAGAGCAAGCACCAGAACCUUGCUAAAGGAGACUUUGUAACCUCCUUCACUUGGCCUUGGCAGACAGUGGCAAUUCUUGAUGGAGACUCGCUACAAAAGCUGGUUCCACAGCUUGUGAAUGGACGCCUUUCCUACUUUCUGGGUGCAGCUGGCAUCACGGGGCUGACAGCCCUGCUGGGAAUCAGGGAGAAGGGACAUGUGGCCGCGGGUGCAAAUCAGACCAUGGUGGUGAGCGGAGCGGCCGGCGCCUGCGGCUCUUUGGCUGGCCAGAUUGGCCGUCUGGAGGGCUGCUCUAGAGUGGUGGGGAUUGCUGGCACAGAUGAAAAGUGCUCCAUUUUGGUCCAAGAAAUGGGAUUUGAUGCUGCUAUCAAUUACAAGAAGGGGGAUGUGGCAAAACAGCUACGUGAACUCUGCCCAGGUGGUGUGGAUGUGUACUUUGACAAUGUUGGUGGAGACAUCAGUGAUGCUGUUAUAAGUCAGAUGAAUCAGAACAGCCAUAUCAUCCUGUGUGGACAGAUUUCUCAGUAUAACAAAGACGUGCCUUAUCCCCCUCCACUGCCUGCUGACACAGAAAAAAUACAGAAAGAAAGGAACAUCACAAGGGAAAGAUUCUUGGUGUUGAACUACAUGGACAAACAAGAAGCUAGCGUAUUACAACUCUGCCAGUGGAUCCAAGAGGGUAAAUUGAAGGUCAGAGAGACUGUGAUCGAAGGCUUAGCAAACAUCGGUGCUGCUUUCCAGUCCAUGAUGAAUGGAGGCAAUAUUGGAAAACAGAUCGUCUCAGUUUCGAAGUAAAAUCAGUGGUUCAAGAAAAAUAAUUGCAUUCUGUCUCUAACAGUGGGCAAGUUUUUACUUAUACUAGUUUCCAUUUCUUAAAUAAACCAUUAAGUUGUUCUGUA